Messenger RNA from Sphenostylis stenocarpa, 951 nucleotides. Lineage: Eukaryota; Viridiplantae; Streptophyta; Magnoliopsida; Fabales; Fabaceae. The record is from the annotation of a GenBank genome assembly.
AUGGCAGCAAUAGGUAAUAUGCACCGGGGCUAUCCAACAGAAACAUUAGCACGGUUUCUCAAAGCAAGGGACGGGAAUGUUGUCAAAGCACAUAAAAUGUUAAUUGAUUGUUUACAAUGGAGAGUGGAAAAUGAGAUUGACAAUAUUUUAGCGACUUUUGCGAAAUUCUCAACUUGUGGGAAUGUCUGGUUUCACAAAGGAGGUAUUUUUGCUUUAGAUAGAUCUCUCAUUAUUGUUGGUGUUGGGCUCAGCACAUUUGAUCAAGUGUUUGACAAAUACUAUGUACAGUCGCACAUCCAAAUGAAUGAAUAUAGGGAUCGAGUGAUCAUGCCAACAGCUACAAAGAAUCAUGGACGAUACAUUGAUACUUGUGUGAAAGUCAUGGAUAUGACUGGUUUAAAACUCUCAGCGCUGAACCAAUUGAAGCUUUUGACUGCUAUAACUACAAUAGAUGACUUGAACUAUCCAGAAAAGACUGACGCAUAUUACAUAGUUAAUGUUCCAUAUGUAUUUUCAGCUUGUUGGAAGGUUGUAAAGCCUCUUUUGCAAGAAAGAACAAGGAAGAAAGUCCACGUACUGAAAGGUUGUGGCAUGGAGGAAUUACUGAAGAUUUGUUGUAACUGUGAGGGGUUUAACAUACUAAACCAUGUUUUCAAAACUUGUGAACAGGUAAUGGACUAUGCAUCCCUCCCACAUUUUUGCAGAAAGGAGGAUUCCAGGGUGCCCCGGCAACAUACAGCUGGAAAUACUGAAAAUUGUUUCUCUUUUGAUCAUGUCUUCCAUAAAGAACUCUAUAAUUACAUCAAGCAGAAAGCUAUACUCAUAGAGUCCAUAUCACAGGAUUCUUUCCAUGUAGAUUUACCGGAGCCAGACCCAGAUGAUGCCAAAAUUGCCAAGACUAUAGAAACUGAGUUCCACAAACUGGAGAGUCAGAAUGGCCUUACCAACUGA